AUGCAGAAAGGUAAACAGAACGCGAAGAUCACCAAGAUAGAACAGCAGGUGUCAUGUCCCGUUUGUAAGAAACAGGUACCGUAUUCGAGGAUUAAUGCACAUGUCGAUAUACACAUGCAUAGAUCGUCACUCAAAUCUGGGUUAGCUGAUAGUGCUGGUUCUCGAAACGAUAAGACUUCCAUCACAGACAUUUUGAGCGGCAGUCAGCCACCGAUGAAGAGAAGGAAACCAGACUCCAGCCAGUCAGUUAUUAAAUUAGACGAUGAUGGGGAAGAGGAGCAGGACGAGGGGCAAAGUUUGGCGACCACUGGAGCUAUUUCCCUUGUUAAAAUCGAGGAUUCCGACGUGCAAAAGCCAAAGGAUAAGGUACGAGUUGAUAACAAUGAUACGAACAGCCUUCGAUAUUUACAAAGGAUUAGCAGUUUGCCCCUCUCCGAGAAACUGCGUCCCAAAACGCUGCAAGAUUAUGUAGGUCAGCAACAUAUCCUGUCCUCUACCACUGGUACUCUUUACAAAUACAUCCAAUUGGACCAAAUACCUUCUAUGAUUCUGUGGGGCCCACCUGGUGUGGGUAAAACGUCUUUGGCACGUCUUCUUACAAAAUCCGUUGAUGGGAAGUAUUUGAUGAUUGAAACAAGCGCUACGAAAUCCAAUACGCAAGAACUCAAGGCCGUGUUUGAAAAGGCCAAGGCGGAGUACCGUUUGACGAAAAGAAGAGUCAUUCUCUUCAUUGAUGAGAUUCACAGAUUCAACAAACCGCAACAGGACCUGUUGCUGCCGCACGUAGAGAACGGUGAUAUAGUUUUGAUCGGCGCAACCACAGAAAAUCCAAGUUUCCAAUUGAACAAUGCGUUGAUAAGUCGAUGCCAUGUAUUUGUGCUUGAGAAGCUUAGCUCUUCGGAGUUGGGACUUGUACUGAAUAGAGCUAUAGCGUUGUUGAAUAAACUCCGGACGUUUAUAUGGCAUUGCUCUCGACCUUUGAAAUUGGCAAAGGACGCCAUAGAAUACAUUGAAGAUGUGUGCAUCGGAGAUACGAGGCGGGCGCUGAACCUCUUGGAGAUGGUAGAGAUCUCCUCUAGAAGGAGCAAAAAGGGCGAUGACGAGGAUUUCACGUUGUCAACAGAAGAGGUCCGCAACAUUAUAAAGAACAACAGCAGCAACGGACUAAACAGCUACUACGAUCCGAAGGGCGAUAAUCAUUACGAUACGAUCUCGGCGUUCCACAAGUCUGUGAGGGGCAGUGACGAAAAUGCAGCCCUGUACUAUCUCGGCCGGAUGCUAAAAGGUGGUGAGGAUCCGCUGUACAUUGCGCGACGGAUGAUUCGCAUUGCAAGCGAGGACAUCGGAAUUCGUGAUAACACAAUGCUGCCUCUGGCGAUUGCUGCGCACGACGCGGUGAUGAAAGUUGGGUUACCGGAGGCUGACAUGGCUCUCGUGCAGUGUUGUGUCUCGUUGGCCAGGGCGCCGAAGUCUGUAGAGAUUUACAGGGCGUGGAACAAGCUGAAGAGCAUGCUCGACGAAAACAAGUACUCCAUGUGCAGCAGCGAGAUCCCAAUGCAUAUUCGUAACGCACCAACAAAACUGAUGGAGGAUAUUGGGUAUUCAAAGGGGUACAAGUACAACCCUGACUACAAAGACGGUAAAGUAGCGCAGAUGUAUUUCCCACAAGAGAUUCUAGACCAAUGCGAGGACAAGACCACUCUGAAGUUUCUCACGGGUAAGCAUCUCGGGUCGAAGAUGGACCCGGAUCUGGAGCUGCAGGACAAAUGA
This is a messenger RNA of Huiozyma naganishii CBS 8797, 1770 nucleotides long. It is a transcript of the gene MGS1, whose product is annotated as ssDNA-dependent ATPase MGS1. The record is from RefSeq and is a predicted model, not a curated record. Lineage: Eukaryota; Fungi; Ascomycota; Saccharomycetes; Saccharomycetales; Saccharomycetaceae. Gene Ontology annotation, cellular component: nucleus. Gene Ontology annotation, biological process: DNA-templated DNA replication; regulation of DNA repair; DNA repair. Bases 1 to 1770 code for a protein of 589 amino acids. Gene Ontology annotation, molecular function: ATP binding; enzyme activator activity; DNA binding. The transcript has a single exon.